GCCACAGUGCCACUGAGCACAGUCCGCAGCCCAGCCGACCGUCGCACAGUGCACUCACUCGUCGUGAGGCGAGCAUAGCUGUCGCAUUAUUGUCCUGAGGAAACCUGGUCGCUGCAUUCAACUCCACGGGUCGCCCAUUCCAUAAUCAGUAUCACAGAUAUUUGUUUCAACCUCUUGAGAUGAUGCACGGCUAGGUUUUGAAGUUACCGCGGAAAAUCAAAAUAUUUUGGAAACCAGAACGGAAAGAUGACCGAAGAAAGUGAUAACAAAACGUUCGAAACAGAUCGGACAAGUUUUCCGGCAUCAGAACCCGUGGUGUGUUUUUGCGAACAGGAGAGAAGCAACUGCAAAAAAUGCAGAGGAAACGCGGACAAGAAAGAGAAAGACUCUCGUAGCCUUUUGACAACUGAGUUGGCUGGCGAAGGUGAAUCUGUCAAAACAUACGCACUCUCCUCUAACUCUCGAAAAGCACCUGAUGGAGGGUGGGGAUGGAUGGUUGCUUUGGGAAGCUUCAUUGUGAUGAUGCUGGUGCCUAUGUUGUUUCCCUGUUUUGGAAUCCUUUUCUCUGGAUACUUAUUAGGAAAUGGAACAUCGUCAGUCACCACAGCCUGGAUAUUCAACAUCCAGGGGUUUCUCUGGAACAUCAUGGGCAUCUUCGUUCAACCCCUAGUGGAUGAAUUCGGAUGGAGAGGAGUUGGAUUCGUUGGGAUUUCUUUGGUGUCUGUUUCUCUCUUCGUUUCUGCUUUCGCGCCUUCUCCGGUCUUUCUCUUUUUCUCUCUCUCGCUGUUGAGUGGAAUUGGAGGAGGACUGGUCACGACGAUGUGCUUCCUCAUCGUCCCAAUUUACUUCGAGACGCGACGAGGAAUGGCCAAUGCCAUCAUGAUGACGGGCAUCUGCUCGGGCGAGAUCUUGGGACCCUUGCUACUUCGCUUUCUGUUGGACGAAUACGGCUUCCUUGGGGCUAACCUCAUUGUUGGAUCACUCCUACUCAACGGGUUUAUUGGGAUUCUGUUCUUCCAUCCCGUUGAAUGGCAUUCACGACAAGCAGUCUACAAGGAGGGGGACUACUUACAAGAUGAUUUGAAACAGUUAAAACCAAACGACAUUCCUAAUCGUGAUACGGUUGUAACAAUAAAGUACGAUGAUACAGAUGAUAGUGCAAGGGGUUUAAUGUUGACGGACCACGCAGUUUACAGAAAAAGAACAAUGUCUGAAAGUAUUGAAUCUUUACCAUUGCGCUAUGAAUUACAAGGCAGUACUUGGACUGUUAUGUCGGGUAACUUACGAGAGGGUUACAGCAAAAAUUGGCCCACUAACACGGAAGACCGUCCAGAAAAAGGAAAGGCCGACGAAACUACCCCAGCGAGAGAGAAGUCCAAACUGGUAUUUGUGGCUGCCUAUCGCAUGGUGAAGACGGCACUGAGAGACCUGGCCGUUCUGAAAUCCCCUAGAGCGGCCAUCAUCGCCACAGGGAACAUGCUCUGUAUGAACAGUGUCAUGAACUUUGUCAUGAUGAUGCCAUUUGCAAUGCAGGAUCUGGGGCAUUCUCUACAGGACUCGGCCUGGUGCCUUUCAGUGUCAGCCGUCUGUAACCUUCUGACGAGGAUGGUGGUUUCUCCUCUUUCUGACUGGCAGAGAUUCAGCAUGAAACUUUGUUACAUGGGAGGAUAUGCUCUCCUGGGACUGAGCAUGCUCAUAUUCCCACUACUGAAAGAUUUGAAAUGGCUAGAGGGCGUGAUGGGCAUCUUCGGUUGUGCACUGGGAGCCAACAUGGCCCUCUACAACCUCGUUAUGAUCGAGUACAUGGGCGUGGAGAACUUGGCCCCAGUCUUCGGUGCAUCUGGUUUAAUGGUGGGCAUUGGUUUCCUGUUCUUCGGCACAAUUUCAGGUUUUGUCGUCGACCUGAGCGGCAGCUACACAGUCAGCAUGUGGAUGCUAUCUGCUAUGUGCGUGACGAGUUUUCUCCUCUGGCUGCUCAUGCCCUCGGCCAUCAACUAUGAUAAGCAAAAAGAGCAAAGAACAAAAGCUGCCAAGUUCGAGGAAGCACAAGCUGACUGACCACCCUCGUGGUGUUAAGGUGUAACGCCAAGACAGUCAGUACGUCCAGUCCAGAGCAGGAUCUUCCCUGCUAAGUCUCGUACCAUUACGAUUUAAGUACAAACUACCAUAGGAGUUAGACUAAGGAAAUGACUUUGUAUCUUAGUUUUAGUAUGUCAUUUUUCAUUAUUUCAAUGCACUAUCGCGUUUUUGUUUAUUGGUUGCCAUAAAAAACAACUCGUGUCUUCCUUUUUUCUAGAUUCCCACGAAUGACACUUCUCACUGGUGUAGAACAACAAAUACAACGAAGCCUUUGAUCUGUCGAAUGCCAUGUUUGCUCAACGACUGACUAUUAAGCGCAAUAAUUUUUAUGUAGCUACACGCGACACAUAAUAUGUCAGUCAGACUUUCAGCAGAACAAAUGUUCAUAAUUGUUACUUGAUAAACGUUCAGUUUGAGGUGAACUCUUCUUUAAGUAUUCCAUUGGGCCGAAAAACUGCAUAAGAAAAAAUAAAACAUUGUGCAUCUGCAUAUUGAAUUCAUUAUUAUCACAGUAACCUGUACUGUUAAACAAAUAACAGUAAAUGUUACUCAUUCCUAACAUUUUAUGAUCCACAUCAAUUACAUAUCAACCGCUUAUGAAAAAAAAUUUCUACUCUAGUAUAAUAGUAUUUCUAUAUAUAACUAGUUCAAGUAAGAUACCAGUUAUUGUUUCGAAAUAUGACGAUUAUCAUUUCAACAUUGACGAUUUAGGAAUAUGUAAUUGUAGUCUAACUUAGAUAAAAAGUGAUUCGGAAUAUUAGACGGUAUUUAUAUACCUAUACCUUAUAUAUAUAUAUAUAUAUAUAUAUAUAUAUAUAUAUAUAUAUAUAU
Messenger RNA from Macrobrachium nipponense, 2910 nucleotides. RefSeq names its product monocarboxylate transporter 9-like. Bases 247 to 2058 code for a protein of 603 amino acids. The record is from RefSeq and is a predicted model, not a curated record. The transcript has 6 exons. Gene Ontology annotation, cellular component: membrane. Gene Ontology annotation, biological process: transmembrane transport. Gene Ontology annotation, molecular function: monocarboxylic acid transmembrane transporter activity. Lineage: Eukaryota; Metazoa; Arthropoda; Malacostraca; Decapoda; Palaemonidae.